ACUGGGGGUGGCACCUCCCAGAGUCAGAGCGGGAGUAGCGGGACUUUAGGACGCAGGAGACCCCUAGUUCAGUCGUCCGUCGGGAGGGACAAGUUGCCUCUCGGCGCUGAGUCCUGAGGUGCAUCCCCCAAGCUGUAGGGAGACCGGAACUGGAAACCAAGAUCAUCGAACCCCGGAGCCUGGGAGCCCAGUGGAGCUGAGGAGGGACAUAGGGACCAUGCCAUACCUGCUCAUUAGUACCCAAAUUCGUAUGGAGGUGGGUCCCACAAUGGUGGGAGACGAGUUCUCUGACCAGGAGCUGAUGGAAUAUUUGGGGGCCACUAAGAGGAAUGUGCUGGGAAACCUUUUUUGGGAAUACUAUGUCAAUGACCCACCCCGAAUCGUUCUGGAUAAACUGGAGGCCCGGGGCUAUCGUGUGGUGAGCAUGACAGGCGUGGGCCAGACACUUGUGUGGUGCCUACACAAGGAAUAACCAUGUCCCAUCUGAGUUUUUGGCUCCUUUCAGGCCUGCAUCCACCUGGAGAGGUCCCUGUGUACCAGCUGCCCUAUCCUCCCAAGCCCUUGUCUAGGACAGCCAAGAUCCCUGUCUGGGUGGAGUGACGCUGUCUUCCUGAUCUGUCACGUCUCCCUAGCCAGCAUCUACAGCCUUCACAGCAACCCACUGCAGUCAGUGACUGAGGUCCCUAGCUGCUGAGGCAGUGCAUGCACUGACACCCCCUUGCCAGCCCCCCUCAUCCUCAUAGCCACCCUGACUCGAUGGCACUGUGCAGGCCCUGACACAGCCAGCAGGGAAGUUUUCCUAGAGGGAGAAGAAACCUUACCCAGCUGGGAAGCCCAAUCUAAUCCUAGAUUUCCUUAGCCAUGAAACUGAGCACAGUCUGAAGAUGCCCCAGGUCAAACUAUAAGGUAGUCCAAGACAAUAAAGAACUGUGAUGAGUUGUUGCUUUUC
This is a messenger RNA of Vombatus ursinus (common wombat), 949 nucleotides long. It is a transcript of the gene GCHFR, whose product is annotated as GTP cyclohydrolase I feedback regulator. The transcript has 3 exons. Gene Ontology annotation, biological process: negative regulation of biosynthetic process. The record is from RefSeq and is a predicted model, not a curated record. Gene Ontology annotation, cellular component: cytoplasm; nucleus. The coding region runs from base 218 to 472 and encodes 84 amino acids. Lineage: Eukaryota; Metazoa; Chordata; Mammalia; Diprotodontia; Vombatidae. Gene Ontology annotation, molecular function: GTP cyclohydrolase binding.